AUGUCUGACUUUAAAUUAUCAACAGAAUUACCAUCUUGGAAGAAAUUACAAUCAAUUUUUGAAUCAAUUGAUCAAUUCAAUGUUUUAGAAGAAUUCACCAAAGAUCCUCAAAGAUUCGAAAAGUAUUCUAAAACCUUCAAAAAUUUCGAUGAUUCUGAAAUUUUAUUCGAUUUCUCCAAGAAUUUAAUCAAUGAUGAAAUCAAACAAUCUUUAUUAUCAUUAGCUAAAGAAGCUAACAUUGAAAAAUUAAGAGAUGAAAUGUUCAAUGGUGAUAAAAUCAAUUCUACUGAAGGUAGAGCUGUUUAUCAUGUAGCUUUAAGAAACAGAUCAAUGAAACCAAUGUUGGUUGAUGGUAAAGAUACUGCUAAAGAAGUUGAUGAUGUUUUACAACAUAUGAAAGAAUUCUCUAAUCAAGUUAGAUCAGGUGAAUGGAAAGGUUAUACCGGUGAAAAAAUUACUGAUGUUGUUAAUAUUGGUAUUGGAGGUUCAGAUUUAGGUCCAGUUAUGGUCACUGAAGCUUUAAAGAAAUACAGUCAACCAGGUUUAAAUGUCCACUUUGUUUCAAAUAUUGAUGGUACUCAUUUAGCUGAAAUUUUAAAAGAUUUAAAUGUUGAAUCCACUUUAUUCUUAAUUGCUUCAAAGACUUUCACUACUGCUGAAACCAUCACCAAUGCUAAUUCUGCUAAAGAUUGGUUCUUAACUAAAGCUAGUGAAAAAGAUAUUGCCAAACAUUUUGCUGCUUUAUCAACUAAUGCUGAAGAAGUUUCUAAAUUCGGUAUCGACACUAAAAAUAUGUUUGGUUUCGAAAACUGGGUUGGUGGUAGAUAUAGUGUUUGGUCAGCUAUUGGAUUAUCAGUUGCCAUUUACAUUGGUUUUGAAAAUUUCGAAAACUUCUUAAAAGGUGCUGAAGCCGUUGAUAAACAUUUCACUGAAACCAAAUUAGAAGAUAACAUUCCUGUUUUAGGUGGUUUAUUAUCCGUUUGGUACAAUAAUUUCUAUAAAGCUCAAACUCAUUUAGUUGCCCCAUUUGAUCAAUAUUUACAUAGAUUCCCAGCUUAUUUACAACAAUUAUCAAUGGAAUCUAAUGGUAAAUCUGUUUCAAGAGCCAAUGUUUUCACUAAUUAUGAAACUGGUACCAUCUUAUUUGGUGAACCAGCUACUAAUGCUCAACAUUCUUUCUUCCAAUUAGUUCAUCAAGGUACUAAAUUAAUUCCUGCUGAUUUUAUCUUAGCUGCUCAAUCUCAUAAUCCAAUUGCUAAUAACUUACACCAAAAGAUGUUGGCUUCAAAUUUCUUUGCUCAAUCUGAAGCUUUAAUGGUUGGUAAGAAUGAAGAUAAAGUUAAAAGUGAAGGUGCUACUGGUGGUUUAGUUCCUCAUAAGGUUUUCUCUGGUAACAGACCAACUACUUCAAUUUUAGCUCAAAAGAUUACUCCUGCUACUUUAGGUGCUUUAAUUGCUUACUAUGAACAUGUUACUUUUGUUGAAGGUGCUGUUUGGAACAUCAACUCAUUCGAUCAAUGGGGGGUUGAAUUAGGUAAAGUUUUAGCUAAAGUUAUUGGUAAAGAAUUGGACGAUAAAUCUUCAGUUGAAACUCACGAUCCUUCUACUAAUGGAUUAAUUAACCAAUUCAAGAAAUGGUCUUUAUAG
This is a messenger RNA of Yamadazyma jaroonii, 1647 nucleotides long. NCBI's taxonomy places the organism in Eukaryota, Fungi, Ascomycota, Pichiomycetes, Serinales, Debaryomycetaceae. The record is from the annotation of a GenBank genome assembly.